Messenger RNA from Caenorhabditis auriculariae, 3670 nucleotides. Lineage: Eukaryota; Metazoa; Nematoda; Chromadorea; Rhabditida; Rhabditidae. The record is from the annotation of a GenBank genome assembly.
AUGUCUUUGUAUACCGUAUAUGUUUCAAAGUAUAUUUUACAUUAUCCCUGAAAGUUAUAUAUAAAUCGGAUAAGUACUCGCUGAGAUAUCCCCAAAAAACCAAAACUUAAUAGACUUUUGAGCGGUACUGUACUUCAGCUCCAGAGCAAAAAAAAUUUUGCGCACUAAAUAAUGUUCUCACCAUAAGCUUGAAAUGCUUAGGGAUUUCAAAGUGGUCCCUAGAGGGGUUAGGGAGAGAAAAAACCCCUUUAGGAGCCGAAAAAUCAGCCCCUAUAGUGGUAAAAUCAAGGUGGUCCCUAUAGGGGUUUAGGGUUUGACCACUUAGCCUCUAAAGCUUAAGUGGAUCCUAUAGGGAUCGUUCAAUUUCAUUCAAAAAGGUUAAUUUUUUAAUUUUUCGCAUGGAAUUCAUAAAAGUUAUCGAUUAGCAUGUCCUCUAUAGGGGAUACUAAAACAAGCCCCUAGAGGGACCACUUUUGCAAGCUUCAGUGGCCCCUAUAGGGGUUGGUGAAGUACCCCCCAGUGGGGACCCUACAGGGAUCACUCUGGAGAUCCUAAGAAGCGCCUUUUUGUCAAAAUCCACGAAAACUCUAUUUCUACAGGUAUCAUCCCGAAGCGGACUGGUCUCCAAAAGGCUUGAAAUUGUUCAAAAAUGGCGAGUUUUACCAUUAGGUGGCUCUUAUUGAUUUUUCUCUCUCAGAAUCAAAAGUAAGCCAGCUAAUUUUCGAGAAGCACUUCACUAUACGGAAGUUCUACGACGAAGUGAUCCUCUCAAGGAGUUUUGUCGACGCCGUUUUCGAGAAUAUCGAUUUCACGAUUUUCUUGAAACAAAUGGCAGAGACUGGAGUGAGUGAUUUUGGAAAAAAAAGGGUUGAUUUGUCUAGAAACUUGACCUAUCUUCGGAAGAGGUCCCUAUAGGGGCACCUGAAGGUUCUGCUCUAGGGACCAGUUAUAGACUAGGAGAGGAAGCAUUUCCAUGCGAAAAACUUGAUAAAUUAGCGUCAUUUGAAUGGAAAUUUACAAUGAAUUGAUCAAUUUGGUCGUUUUGGUCUUCAAAACUGAACAGAGAAUCAAAAUACCCUGUAAAGGCUUAUGGUUAGACCUUAAAUCCCUAUGGGGACCACUUGAAUUGUACACUUAUAUGGUCCCUUGUGCUCCAGGUUUUCUCCCUAACCCCUAUAGGGAUCACUCUGGCAUUCCUGAGAUUUUUUUCUCUUCUUGGAACUAAUAAUAAUCAAGGAGGUCUCUUAAGGGGCUAGUUAUAAUAUUGAUCGAUAAGGGAGAAUUUUGAAAAUUUCUUUGAUAUCCUUUUUCUCCCAUGAGUCCAUUUUUUGAUUUAUCUCGCAACCUUUUUUUUAGUUUCUGAGAUUUUGGAAAGCUUAUCUCGAGGGCUAAUUCUUUAGCUCUACGGCGUCGAUGAGAUGUUCUGGCCGACGAUAUUCAUGAAUCAACUCGGACUCCCUGGGCAGUUGGAAAAUCCUAAGUGUCACGGAAACGUCGAUGGCAUAACUCGGUAAAAAAUGCCACCCGGAAUGGCUUGAAGCGUCGCGGUUGCGUUGCGUGUUGAUAGCCGAAAUUGAAUCAAGCGUUUUUGUUAGUGGAAGACAGAGCUGUGCGUUGGGCCGAGGUUGAUGGCCGAAUCGGCCCACAAUUGUCGCAAUCGCGAGCUUUUUUCAUCUCAUUUCAUAAUUUAAAUCACAUAAAUUUUCCAAUAAACACACUUUCGAUCACUCACUCCCACAUUUACACACUCUGUGAAAAUUUCGAGACAAAAAAGUUUGAAAAGUGGCAAAUUUUCGGCCGCUUCGCGACCGCGUUGCAACACUAUGGCCAGCCCGGCUGGCCCAAAGCACAGCUCUGGUGGAAGAAAAUGCAAAACCAAAAAUUAAGUGGGCGUGGUCAAAAUCUCAGCCGUUCUCACGUGACGUCAUGGGAACGGCAGCGACUCUAAUAGCGUUAAUACGGGAGCGUAUUAAAGGCGCAGGCGGUCGUAUUACCAAAGAUCUUUAAGACGAAUCUAAAUUUCUCUACAUUCUUCGAAAAUAGAGGGCCACUAUACAGGGUCGCCAAGGACUACUUGGAAUGAUACUAAAUUGGCCACUAAACCCACCUCUAUAGUGGCCACUAUCUUCCGUUUUAGGGGCCACUUCAGUAGUUAUUCAUCCAGUAUUCCUUCCAGUAACUCUGAUAAUUUUAAAACAAACAGAUUGGACCAGUUAUGUUGAUCCAUGGACCCCUAAAGUGGCCACUAAAUUUUUUAGUGGUCUAUUAGUAGCACUUAGACCUCUAUACUGGCCACUAAUUUGAGUACUACAGUGACCACUGACACGUCGAAACCCUAUAGGGGCCACUAAAAGUUUUCCCAGUGAAUGCAAUUUUUCUGCGCGGCGCAGUGCAUGCACACAAAACACAAAACUUUACGGAGAAAAAGUGGGCGUGGCUUCGUCGAAUGAACGCUCUGCGAUCUUUACCGACUUUCUUUAGCGCGCGCAAGUAGUUUUCCGUCGGUUGCACUGAACGAAGCGUGACGCUUCGAGUGAUUCUUUGAAAAAUUUGGAUUCAGAUUUUUUUUUAAAGGCACUCUAUCUUCAAAGUCGGUCGCAAAAUCACGAGCGGUCCUUUUUGGGAAUGCAAGUCGAAAUGGCUCCGACAUUCGAUCUGUGUCCUCGGAGUGGAAUAUUUACCCGAAAUCGAUAGGGCCACGGAACUUCAUAGUGGGAUUAAUAGCCGUUUUUUUCAAGAUUAUAGUCAUUUUAGUGAACAAGCCGCUGGGCGAGUUCGAUUUCGGUACUGUCAUUUGCACCGCCGAAAUGUUGCACAAUCGAACGAAAGGCUUGAGAAAAUCGACUUUCAAUGAAACUUAUUAUAGAAAUUUGCCUGAGGUUCGUUUUGAUAGAGGGGAAAAGUGAAAAAAAAAGAUGGUAGGAAGAAAUUUUGGUUCAGCGAAAAUUCGUGAGCGUGCAUACACCAAUCUUGGGGGCUUGAAUCUCUUCAAUUUUGAAUUUUAAGAAUCUAGAGGUCAUUUUUGAGUUGCUAAAAGGGUGCCAAAAAAUUUUCCGGAUCUCUUUUUUUUCGCCUUCUUCUUUUAGGUCUUAUGUCCUUUUUAGAAAAAGGAUCAAAAAAAAAAAGCCUGUGAAGUUUUGGGACUUCUCACACGAGACAUGAUUUAUUAAAGGAGCAUAGGCGAAGCCCACAAAGAUUUCUUCAGAUCGCUGCGCCUUUAAAUUUAAAAAGACCCUCUUUAUGCCUAAAUGCCGAUUCAUUUAUUUUUUCUCCGCAUUAUUUGGCUUGAGGUUUAAUUUCGAUACAGAUUUUAGACAGAAAAAAACAGAGUUACAUUUUUUCCAGGAAAAUUUUUAUAUAAAAGUAUACCAAACUCAAAUGUCAGUCUUGAAAAAAAGUCAAUCAAUCAAAAAAAUUUUAAUGAAAAUGGUCCUAAAACGGUAGGUGAAGCUACAGUAACCUACGUGAUUUUUUGUUGGCCUUGGAGCGAUUUGUUCCGGAAAUGCAGAAUGUUCGAUUUCAGGUCGUUGAACUGAACAGCAAGCGCGAUGGUAGAAUCACUCGAUGCCUUGGGAAUCAAUUAGAAGACUUUUUAUCGGCCGGAUUAUCGCAUUUCUCGAUUGCCUCUCUACUUCUCAUUUCAUUAGUGCCAAACUUCGACCUCAUCUGA